UUAGAGAAGCACCCUGAUAGUGAAGAGUAUAAGGGAAGAUAUGCAAGAAUAUUUGUUGGGUUAACAAAUUUUUAAGCUUUAUGGCUGGCGUCAAGGCAUAAUAAGACUGGGUGUUUCCGUCAUGAAAUGACAUUCAAAGAUGAGGUGGAAGUUGCUCACAGGCAGUUGGAGAUCAUUGGUACAAAAAAUGAGAACAAUGAUUUAGUUCCUAGUCAGCAAUGGAGAGACAGAUGUUCCCACAUAUUAGGAAAGACAAAGAAAAAUCUUUCUGAUGUAUUUCUUGUUGCUGCUCUCCCAGAAGAUGGUUAUCAGUCAUUCCUUGAGAUGUACCGAAAAUAUGAAAAAGGUCUUCUGAAAGACCAGCGAGCAAUGGCAAAGGACCUACAAGAAAAGCCGAGGUUCAAGCCAUCAUACAUCAAAUGCUUAUUUGGCCUCGACGUUUCAGAUCGUGUUGCUCUGUUGGGUCAGGUUGCUGACCAAAGUAACAGUCUGGAUGAACUGAAAUUAUUGUGCAAGGAGUGCAAAGUACUGAAGCCUGUUCAAAAAGUGAUUUCUUCAUUUCUUGGAUGUAAAUGGGAAUUGCUUAGUGCAAAAAUGGGAGAGAAAGUCAGCGUUGACCAGUUAAGGAAAUUUACAGGAAAAGAUGAAACCAACCUUAUUUUCAGACAAUACUUGGAAUAUCUGCAAAAGAGUCUGACCAUCGAGGAAUCAGACCAGCCACUAGUUGUAUCACCCAAUGUAUUUCUGAUGGACCAGGGAACAAGGGGCGUUGUCCACAUGUGUGUUGACCCACUGGGACUGCAGCAAGGGUCAUACGGGCAAGAAAAAGGAUUUUCAUUAGCCUUAUGUAAGCUUUCACCACAUCAAGUACAGUAUAGUGAUGUAACAUUGACCUAA
Messenger RNA from Dendronephthya gigantea, 897 nucleotides. RefSeq lists its product as uncharacterized. Lineage: Eukaryota; Metazoa; Cnidaria; Anthozoa; Malacalcyonacea; Nephtheidae. Bases 127 to 897 code for a protein of 256 amino acids. The record is from RefSeq and is a predicted model, not a curated record. The transcript is spliced from 5 exons.